GCCAUCUUACAUCAAGUAAACAUAUUUUUAAUAUCAUUGUUAUUAUGACUGUAAAACAAUGCGCGUCCUAAUAGAUCAAAACAGCACCUGUUUGUUGUUUGUGUGACGGGACGCAGAUUUGAUUGGACAGACUGUUAAUCCUUCAAAAGUUUCGACAGGUCAAAUAGGCUGCAGCAAACUCUAACGACAAGGGACGCGGAAAAAUCCUACAGUCAUAUUUGCUGACAGAAUGAACAUCAGGAGAAUGAAUCCACUGCCGGUUGGUGACAAAGACUGUGAACUGCGCUUCCACAUCUCCAUGAGCAGCUCGCCCUACGGUCAGAGCCUCGGUGAAGGAGUUCCCACGCACCCCUACCCUGAAUUAACAUCGGGCCAUCGCAUAAUCGAAGAGACAGCAUCGAAGAUGGACAGAAAAAGUUUUCAGUGGUUGGAAAAUGGAUUUCACGGAGACUCGGUGCCCAGCAGCGGAACAGUCAAGAAGCCCAGAGCGCUGCGGCUGCUUAACAAUGCGCGUGAACGGAGACGCAUGCACGAUCUUAACGACGCGCUGGAUGACCUGCGAGCGGUCAUACCGUACACACCGAAUGAAAACGUGAAAAAACUCUCCAAGAUAGCGACGCUGCUCCUGGCCAAAAACCACAUCCUGAUGCAAGCCCGGGCCUUGAAGGAGAUGCGGAGGAUAGUUGAGCAGAACAUUACACGGAAUAUCAUUAUGACACCACAUAUCUUGUCAGAUUGAGUAUUUAGCCUAUGUAAAUAGUGUAACAUGAACACUGUAAAUAAACUGUGAAAAGGGAUUCCUUUUUCGGAAGAAUGUGAAAUCUGAAGCCUCUUCCCAUUUUUUGUAGCUUAUGUUUUAGCUAUUGUGAGAUUGUAAUCAAAAUAAAAAUGACAUUUUCAAAAGGAAGGAAAAGUAGCCUGAGUUUUUUUUUUUUUUUUUUAUGUCGGCCUGUUUAUUCAUUUCAUGUAUGAAUUUAAAACAUGCCAAAUCAGAAAAUGCAUCUAAUCUAUAGAAGAGCUUAAGCAGCUCAACAUUAAAAUGUAUUUGUGGAUGUAUUUUGAAAAAUGCAAAAAUAGAGAAUAGUUUUUAAAGCAAGAAAACCAUGUGUUCCACAAAAUAAUUUUCUAUGGUUGUUUUAAAGCAGGGUGUUAAAAAAACGGAAACCAUAAAAAAGAACAAUGGAAACUUGUACACUAUGGAGAUAACGAAAAAUAUAAAAUCUGGGUCCAGUUGCAUAGGAACUAUGGUCAGACUGCUUUGAACUAGUCUGUAAGUCAAGGGUUAAUGUGUUUGUAAUUUUUUAGAUCCAAAUUAGACAAAUAUAAUUUUUUGUUUUGUAAAAGACUUGAAAAGUUAUGACCAGUCUUAAAGAGAAAUAUUAAUUUAACCAUUUAUGCAAUCACCCAAAUAUUUUAAUCUUUAUAACCUUAAUGGGGCACAAAGAAACACUACAGCCCCUUUAAGUUGAUGGUUUAAAAAAUAAAUAUUCAUACACUCAAAAUCACUAUAGCCUGCUGAAUGUCAGUCUUUGAUUCAAGUGAUUUUAUUAACAAAAUAAAUAAAUAUGAAAUAAAAUCACACAAUACAAAUAUGUCACAGACAAAAGUUUUAUUGCAUCACCUGUUUUGUCUGAGAAAUAACAUAUGGUGUGGUUCAACCUCAGAUGACAAAAAAAAAAAAAAAGGAAAAAGAAAAUUCAUUGGCUCCUGUGGUCAUCAUCAGCAAAAUUUACUGGCUGUUGUCGUUUUAAUCUUAUGAUGAGUGAAAGAAAACAAUAGAUGUAUUGUACUGUACUGUAUUAUCAAGACAUGUAGCAACAAAAAUGUCCCCCUCCUUCUCCCCCUCCACCAGGGAGAUUUCUCAUCUGGUCCACAUAAUAAAGGUGAUAGUCUCAUUUAAUCCCUAAAUCUGAGACACAAUCAAUUAUAUUCUUCACCCAUAUUUUGAUGCCCGUUUUGGAAUAACAGCAUUGUUAGAUAAGAGGAUUAGGCAAAUUCGAGCUUGUUUUGGGAAGGUUUUAGAAUAACAAGGUAAACCUUUAAAGGUUAUUGUUAUAUCUCUUCAUGAACAAAACACUGAAAUUGCUGGAGAAUUUACAGUCAAUAUACUUGAAAGAUAUUUAGUCAUUAUUGCUAAGGUCGAGUUAUUACAUUUUGAUUAGUCAGUAGGUCAAUUUGAAGAAAGAAAGAAAGAUGCACUGGUUAACUAGUCAUAAUAAGAUCUAUAAUACAUUUAUAAAAUAGAUAAGGUGAAUUUUCAUUUCAAACCGACUGUAAGGAAAACACUUACAGUAAAAAAGCUGAUAGUUUUCGAAUAGGCUUUGAACGCAAUCUGCAAUUUAUAUUAGUUCAUCUUAAAUAAUUUCCAAGCAAAUUAAAUCGAAUGAAAUAGCUAACUAAAUAACUAACUAACUAACUAAACA
Molecule: messenger RNA, 2423 nt
Organism: Carassius auratus (goldfish)
Lineage: Eukaryota; Metazoa; Chordata; Actinopteri; Cypriniformes; Cyprinidae
Product: oligodendrocyte transcription factor 2
Exons: 1
Coding region: 230-739 (169 amino acids)
Biological process (GO): axon development; sensory organ development; positive regulation of transcription by RNA polymerase II
Cellular component (GO): nucleus
Molecular function (GO): E-box binding; DNA-binding transcription factor activity, RNA polymerase II-specific; protein dimerization activity
Source: RefSeq, a predicted model, not a curated record